Messenger RNA from Gossypium arboreum, 2498 nucleotides. RefSeq names its product probable galactinol--sucrose galactosyltransferase 2. The coding region runs from base 118 to 2322 and encodes 734 amino acids. The record is from RefSeq and is a predicted model, not a curated record. Lineage: Eukaryota; Viridiplantae; Streptophyta; Magnoliopsida; Malvales; Malvaceae. The transcript has 14 exons.
UGUAUUCAUCUUCCUAUCUCGUCUCAUCCUGAGACACUAUAUAAUGGACGGCUUCCAUUGCUGAAUCCUGCAGUAUCUGCAAAAAUCUCAGCAUUUCAGUCAAAAGAAAAGAAAAACAUGGGAAGUAACGAAGAUAUUAUGAUUAGUGUUAAACCAGGUGUUAAAGGUGGUACGUUCAUGGUUCGAGGAGCGGCUGUUUUAACUAACGUUCCAGCUAACAUCACGGUUACACCGGUUAACGACGGUUCGGUUUUCGUUGGAGCUAAUGCAACCAGUUCAAGUUCUCGUCAUGUGUUCAAUCUCGGAACCCUCCAGGAGCACAGAUUGGUGUGUCUCUUCAGGUUCAAAAUCUGGUGGAUGAUACCAUGCUUCGGAACAUCGGGCGGAGACAUUCCGGCAGAAACUCAAAUGCUUCUCCUGGAAGUUGAGAACAAGUUCUAUGUCUUGAUACUACCUGUGUUGGAUGGUCAGUUUCGUACAAGUUUGCAAGGGACACCAGACAAUGAACUAGAGUUUUGCAUUGAGAGCGGAGAUCCUGAUGUUCAAACCACCAAGAUUAAAGAGCCAGUUUUCGUAAAUUCGGGGAACAACCCGUUUAACCUCAUAAGGAAUUCUAUCAAGAUAUUGGAGAAGCAUAAGGGUACGUUCAAGCAUAUCAAUAAUAAGCAGAAGCCAGAACAUAUAGAUUGGUUUGGAUGGAACACCUGGGAUGCUUUUUAUUGUAAUGUAGAUCCUGAAGGAAUCAAAGAUGGACUCGAAAAUUUCUCAAAGGGAGGUUGUCCUCCAAAACUUUUAAUCAUUGAUGAAGGCUGGCAAAAUAUCUUUCCCAGCUAUGAAGAGAACCCAACAGGGGAAUUGUCAAGAUUAAUUAAUCUUGAGGAAAAUGCAAAAUUCAAGGGCUCAAAGUUGGAUAAAUCAGGAAAAAAUCUCAGAGAUUUUAUCAAAACUAUCAAGCAGAAAUAUGGAUUGAAAUAUGUAUACAUUUGGCAUGCUAUGGCUGGUUACUGGGGAGGGGUUCUUCCAGAAUCUGAAGUGAUGAAAAAAUACAACCCCAAAAUUCAACCUGUUGUUCAGUCCCCUGGUAAUCUGACCCAUGUUGUAUGUUCAACCCUGGACAAUAUACAGGAAAAGGGAAUCGGGCUAAUUGAUCCCUCCAAAAUCCGUGAUUUUUACAACGAUUUUCAUAGCUACCAAGCAAGUUGUGGUGUUGACGGUGUCAAGGUGGAUGUUCAGGGUGUCUUGGAGCUCCUCGGUGCUGGCUACGGUGGUCGAGUUUCACUGACUAGACAAUACCUGGGAGCCCUUGAGGAUUCUGUUACCGAAACUUUCAAAUCCAACAACUUAAUCUGCUCCAUGAGUCUGAAUACUGACUUCUUAUACAGUACAAAGAAGGCUGCUGCAGCUAGAGCAACUGAAGAUUUCAUGCCAAAUGAACCAACAUUUCAGACAUUACAUGUUGCUGCUGCUGCUUUUAACUCUCUUCUUAUAGGAGAGAUCAUUGUACCAGAUUGGGACAUGUUUUAUAGCGAUCAUAUUACCGCAGAGUUCCAUGGUGCAGCGAGAGCCUUGAGUGGUUCUGCAGUAUAUGUAAGUGACAAGCCAGGUAGUCACGAUUUCGACAUUAUUAAGAAGCUAGUGUUGCCUGAUGGCUCUAUCCUUAGAGCUCGAUAUGCCGGUCGACCUACUCGGGACUGUUUAUUCAAUGACCCGGUCACAGAUGGAAAAAGCCUAUUGAAGAUUUGGAACUUGAACAAGUUAUCAGGGGUUAUAGGUGUUUUUAACUGCCAAAGAGCUGGAAUAUGGCCUCCCAUUAAAGGUAGUAUAUAUAUGCCCGCUCCCGGCUCAGGAACACCAAUCUCAGGGAUUGUCAGUGCUGGAGAUGUUGAUGCACUUGAAGAGGUUGCAGGUGAGAAUUGGAGAGGACAUUGUGCAGUAUAUGCAUGCCUUUCAGGUUCCCUGAAGACAAUGUCAAAAGAUGCAAAAUUUCAAGUGGCCUUAGAACAUUUGAAAUGUGAAGUCUUUACUGUUUCUCCUAUCAGGGCAUUCAGCGAGGAUCUUCGGUUUGCUCCUAUCGGAUUACUCGACAUGUACAAUUCAGGAGGUGCAGUUGAAGCUAUGGACUCCGAAAACAAAUCAUCAGAAUGUAAGAUAAAGGUGAGAAUCCGAGGGUGUGGACGGUUCGGAGCAUAUUCGAAUAAGAAACCAAAAUGUUGCAGCAUGAACGAGAAAGAUGAGGAGUUCAUAUACAAUCCCAUAGAUGGACUAGUGACAGUGAAGGUUGAAGGUGAGUACAGCUCAAGAGAAAUGGUUUUUUUUUAUUGAGACGAGGUUGUAUGGGGGAUUUUGAAUGAAAAGAAAAUGUGGGUUUAGUUAGAUUUUACAGUGCAUGAAGUUUUCCCUAUUAUUAUGUAAGCUUUGCUUUCUGUUUUCCUUAACAAGGCAAUGAAAUAUUAGUGUUAUAUAUAUAUAUAUAUACAUAUGUUGGUGUUGGUGUUGAA